GGUACCGAAGAAGAAAAAGAAGUCAUCCUCAUGUGUAGUUUUUGCAGAUAAUCAUCUUUAUUAGCUAUAGCUUUACAAACAUAGCUUGAGUAUCAGAAGCUUGAGACAGGCUUUUGAUUUCCGCUGAUCACCUAUGUGGCAAUUACCGUCAGAUUCAGAGAUGAUGCCUGGUCUUAAGCAAACCACGUUUUGAGCGCAUAACUAAAUUAAGCAAACAUUGUCACCAUGGAUGAUGCAAGACACAGACACAUAAAAGUGUUGGAUUGGAAGUUGGACUCCUCUGAACCACACCGUAUCCAAGUGAAGACACAGAUAAUAAGUGUUGAAUUGGAAGUGGAACUACUCUGCUCCACACCUUAUCCAGGUCAAAUGUAUUUUCAGUGGGAGUCACGACAUGCGCUUUGUCUCAGAAUUUCACUCACAGGCACCGAGAUAUGAAGAUGACAAGGGCGAUGCAAUGGCAGUAAUGGAAAAUCACUUCUGAACUCUUGUGGGAGCAACUUUGCCUGCUUGUCAAGUUGAGUAACUUUUCCAGAGGAUGUCUGGACCUGAAGGAGAGUGUGUCUGAAGUCUGUUCAAGGCUCUUGGGAUCUCCUUACGGAUGGGUGUGGAUACCCUUACGGAUGAGCCCCUCGACCUCCAUCCCAUUCAGCAAUAGUAGCCGUAUCCUGGUUUCUGGCACCAAGAUGGAUGCUUUGGCACAAAUGCACUUUGCCACUAUCGACUAUGUCAUAUUUGCCCUUUUGUUGGUGUCGUCCAUGGGCAUAGGGCUGUACUAUGCCCUGUCAGGGGGUCGGCAGCGCACCACUCAGGAGUUCCUGCUGGCGGACCGGAGCAUGAGCUGCCUCCCUGUGUCUCUGUCACUAAUCGCUACAUUUCAAUCAGCGGUGGCAAUAGUGGGCGUGCCAGCGGAGAUCUAUACCCAUGGCACUCAGUACUGGUUCAUAGGCUGUGCUUACAUCCUGGGGCUAUUCAUUCCAGCACACAUUUUCAUUCCUGUGUUCUACAGGCUGCAUCUUACCAGCGCUUACCAGUAUCUGGAACUGCGAUUCAGCAAACCAGUGCGUAUAUGUGGAACAGUUACCUUCAUCUUUCAGACGGUCAUAUAUAUGGCUGUUUGUGUGUACACUCCAGCCCUAGCACUCAAUGCAGUUACUGGCUUUGAUUUAUGGGGAGCAGUGCUGGCCACUGGACUGGUGUGUACACUGUAUACAACUCUGGGAGGCCUGAAGGCAGUGAUCUGGACAGAUGUCUUCCAGACCAUAGUGAUGUUUGCUGGCCAACUAGCGGUCAUCGUGGUGGGGGUCCAGCAGACUGGGGGGGUGGCAGAGGUCUGGAGGAAGGUCUCAGAGGGGAACCGCAUCUCCGGCAUAGACCUGAACCCUGACCCUACGGUGGAGUACACGUUCUGGACCCUGGGGGUGGGGGGAGUCUUCCUGAUGUUGUCUCUGUAUGGGGUCAACCAGGCCCAGGUCCAGAGAUACCUCAGCGCCAAGACCGAGAGGGACGCCGUCAUGUCUUGCUACAUGGUGUUUCCCUCUCUACAGUUAGCUCUAGCUCUGAGCUGUGUCAUGGGGCUUGUCAUGUUUGCGCGCUACUGUGGGGAGGACCAUUUCCACAAUCUAGGUGUCUUAUCAAAAAAUGAGAUGGUGUUGUACUUUGUGAUGGACAUGCUGCAGGGUCUACCUGGCCUGUCUGGACUGUUUAUCUCCUGCCUGUUUAGUGCAGCUCUCAGCACCAUCUCAUCAGCCUUUAACUCUCUGGCCACAGUGACCAUGGAGGAUCUGAUCAAACCACACUGCCCCUCCAUGACAGAGGCCAGGGCCACCCUGCUCUCCAAGGGACUGGCAUGUUCAUAUGGACUGCUGUGUCUGGCCAUGGCCUAUCUCACCCACUUGAUGAGUGAUUCCGUUUUGCAGACUGCUUUCAAAAUAUUUGGAAUGGUUGGUGGUCCUCUUCUGGGUGUCUUCUCUCUCGGGCUGUUCUUUCCUUGGGCUAACUCUACCGGUGCCCUGGUAGGGUUGGGGUCAGGCCUGGCGAUGGCCUUCUGGGUGGGCAUCGGGAGCAUCGUAACCAGUACCUCUGGGGGUCUUGCUGCUGUGUCUCAGUUCAACUGUACUGCUGUACAACUCUCAGGGAACAUCACCACAGCCAUGGGGACAGCACUCAUCAGUACUGCAAUGCCCACCGCUACACACAGCCGACCAAUGGGUCUGCAGAGGUUCUACUCCUUGUCCUUCAUGUGGUACAGUGCUCUCAACUCCUUCACUGUGGUGAUCACAGGGUUGGUUGUUAGCUUUCUCACAGGACCAAUGAAAGCGGAGGAGGUGACCCCAGGCACUCUGUAUCCCCUGUUGGGCAACAUGCUGUUCUUCGUACCAGAUAAACUCAAACAGAAGCUGUGUUGCGUCACCCCACAGGGGCAUGGGGAAUGUCCACCUGCUCAACACGAGAGAAAUGGUCAGGCCGUCUACACAGAGGAGGGCUUGUUAGAAGAGGAGAGGCAAAGCUUUCUUCUAACCUCCCACACACCUGUUGUGGAACAUGAGACAGCUCUGUGACGGACAGACUCUUCCACAACCACGUUAUAUCACGGUCCUCUGGGCAGUGAAAUGGGCCACACACUGUAUCAUGUCAGAGUGUUUUUCACAGAGGUUCUGUUCUGAGGAGAUGAUGCUCUGAGAGGAGAAGUGUUGUUGGGAAGUAUUGUGCUCUGCUAUUGCUGACCCUGUAAAACACCACCUAUCGUACUACUAUGGCUGACCCUGUAAAACACCACCUAUCAUACUACUAUGGCUGACCCUGUAAAACAACACAUUUCACUGCACCUAUCAUACUACUAUAGCUGACCCUGUAAAACACCACCUAUCAUACUACUAUGGCUGACCCUGUAAAACAACACAUUUCACUGCACCUAUCAUACUACUAUAGCUGACCCUGUAAAACAACACAUUUCACUGCACCUAUCAUACUACUAUGACUGACCCUGUAAAACAACACCUAUCAUACUACUAUGACUGACCCUGUACAACAACACCUAUCAUACUACUAUGACUGACCCUGUAAAACAACACCUAUCAUACUACUAUGACUGACCCUGUACAACAACACCUAUCAUACUACUAUGACUGACCCUGUAAAACAACACCUAUCAUACUACUACGUCUGACUAUGUAAAACAACACAUAUCAUACUACUAUGACUGACCCUGUAAAACAACACCUAUCAACACAUUUCACUGCACCUAUCGUACUACUAUGGCUGACUCUGUAAAACAACACCUAUCAUACUACUAUGGCUGACUAUGUAAAACAACACAUAUCAUACUACUAUGACUGACCCUGUAAAACAACACCUAUCAACACAUUUCACUGCACCUAUCGUACUACUAUGGCUGACUCUGUAAAACAACACCUAUCAUACUACUAUGACUGACCCUGUAAAACAACACCUAUCAACACAUUUCACUGCACCUAUCGUACUACUAUGGCUGACCCUGUAAAACAACACAAUUCACUGCACCUAUCCGGUGUAUGAAUAUAAAACAUAUUUCUCUGUAAUCCAAGUGACUGUGGAUUAAAAAUGCACUGAUACUGUACAUGUCUAGCGUGCAUGACGCCUGAACAAGACCAAAGAAACCUACAGUAUUACUGAAAUCAACGAUAAACCCAAGACUAUGUUAAUGUAUACUUCCGGAGACGAUCAGAUUGGAAUGGACCAUUUGUUUUGCUGCAAGGUAUAAAACGAUGUCACGAUCGUCAUAUUGAGGAGACCAAAGCGCAGCGUGAAUACAUACUUUUAAUGAAUGACGAAAAAACACGAAGUACACUAAACAAAAUAACAAAUAAACGCUAUCGAAACUGAGUGCUAACAUGCAAGCAUCACAAACAUUUACCCACCAACCACAAUACAAAACAGGCUACCUAAAUAUGGUUCCCAAUCAGAGACAAUGACAAACACCUGCCACUGAUUGAGAACCAUAUCAGGCCAAAACACAUAGAAAUAGACAAACUAGACAUACAACAUAGAAUGCCCACUCAUAUCACACCCUGACCAAACAAAACAUAGAAACAAACAACGCAAAUCAUGGUCAGAGUGUGACAAACGAAGACAUAUCAAGGGGCAUAACUCCUGAGGAAACACAGAGAACUACUUGAGUACUGCUGGUUAUCGCUGUGCGCCCAGUCAAUGAGAAAAUAGCUUUCUGUUAUUUGUGGAACUGAGUACUUGUUCUUUCAAUAAUGUCUUCCAGUGGGCGAAUUUGUCAUGUUGGUCUAGUGUGUCUAAGUAGGUAUGGCAACAAAAUAUGUUCAAACGAUACUUGAGCCAUUCAGUGUUUCGAAAAUGAGAAAAUAAACAUUUUUAAAAGUA
Messenger RNA from Oncorhynchus masou masou (cherry salmon), 4371 nucleotides. RefSeq names its product solute carrier family 5 member 6 (gene slc5a6b). Gene Ontology annotation, biological process: pantothenate transmembrane transport; biotin transport; sodium ion transport. The record is from RefSeq and is a predicted model, not a curated record. The transcript has 17 exons. Bases 624 to 2561 code for a protein of 645 amino acids. Gene Ontology annotation, molecular function: sodium-dependent multivitamin transmembrane transporter activity. Lineage: Eukaryota; Metazoa; Chordata; Actinopteri; Salmoniformes; Salmonidae. Gene Ontology annotation, cellular component: membrane.